This is a messenger RNA of Oncorhynchus masou masou (cherry salmon), 975 nucleotides long. Its product is annotated as Krueppel-like factor 12. The record is from RefSeq and is a predicted model, not a curated record. Bases 304 to 975 code for a protein of 223 amino acids. The transcript is spliced from 3 exons. Lineage: Eukaryota; Metazoa; Chordata; Actinopteri; Salmoniformes; Salmonidae.
ACAGACAGGACAGAGCUAUAGGUGGAAGGAAUCUGUGGUUAAAGUGUGGUCCGAUGGCGGCGGCUGUCUGUCUGAGAGGAAGUUGCAUUGUGGGUUGUAUGUCUGACUGAACACUGAAACCACCACAGGUCUCUCUACGACCCAGAGACCGAUGCUGCAGUCAGAGGAUGUUACAGUCCGACUGGACACAGGAUGGUUCACGGUUACGUUGACCAAUGUUUUGUGGUUUAAUGUUCCUAUCAAAUGAACCACUGAAAACGUCUAUCCUAUUUUGGCUCUCUAAACAGCCGUGGGCGGGACAUCAUGCUGUUGAUCGAUGGGAUGCCUGCCGUCAGCGUCCAAUCGGAGUCUCUGGAGCCUCAGAGAACGUCUCUGUUGGCGUUGUCCCCUCCUGAGAUGGACAGGGUGGUUCUGAAGAGGAAGAUGUUCAGCCCAGUACCUCCAAGUCCUCCAGACACACAACCCUGUAACCCAAACUCUUUCCAGCCCCAGACAGAGCCUGUAGACCUGUCCACCAGCAGCUCCAGGACAUCUCCGACAUCCACAGGAGUCUCCCUGUGCCGCCUACCGUCCACCUCCAUCACCAAGCCUUCCUCAUCCUCAUCCUCCUCCUCUGUCAUUACGUAUGUCCCAAAGACUCCUGCUAUAUCAGCGGCAGGUCCCGGCAUGAGAGUCCUUUGUGGUUAUGUCAGAGAGUACCUCUCCUCACACCACUCUCCUCCAGCCCCGCCCCUUGAUGAAGCCCACCGUACGCCCGUAGUGCCCCCGCCCCUCUUCAAGCCCACCCUCCCGCCCGUAGUGGUACGGCCCACACCCCUGCUCUACACCUACCCAGCACACAGCAGAACCCUGGUGGUAUCCCGACGUCCACAUCACCGUCACCGUGGUGACGGCCAGGAUGAUGAGCUGCCGACCACGGGACUGGACAGUGUGACAGAGAUGGGACAGGUUUUAACCAGAGUGGGUCAUGAGUGA